This is a messenger RNA of Paramacrobiotus metropolitanus, 792 nucleotides long. RefSeq names its product melanopsin-like. Gene Ontology annotation, molecular function: G protein-coupled receptor activity. NCBI's taxonomy places the organism in Eukaryota, Metazoa, Tardigrada, Eutardigrada, Parachela, Macrobiotidae. The record is from RefSeq and is a predicted model, not a curated record. Gene Ontology annotation, biological process: G protein-coupled receptor signaling pathway. The transcript has a single exon. Gene Ontology annotation, cellular component: plasma membrane. The coding region runs from base 1 to 792 and encodes 263 amino acids.
AUGGAAGGUGCUCUGGGUAAUCUGCUGAUCGUGUACGUGAUCAUAUCCCAAAUCCGGCUGCGCACGGGCUGUGGAUUGCUAAUCGCCAACUGUCUGGUGGCCUACACGAUACUGUGCGGCUUCAGCUUCCCCAUCGUCGGUACCAGUGUUUACCGUAAACAAUUCGGACAACCCGUAUUGGGCCCGCAAUCCUGUAAGCCUUUACAAUGGAUACAGCUCGCCUGCCGUUUUGCGGCUUACUGGUUUGACCUCUUCAUCGCCAUUAACCGUGUCGUGGCCGUGUGUUAUCCGUAUAGAUACCGCACCUUCUCCCGUCCCUGUCAUGUUAUCGUGGGGAUUGUGGGGCUAUGGUUAACGGCGUUGGCAUAUUCCAGCUUGGGAUGGUUUGAUAUUGGAGUGAAUUUCAUUAUGCUACCGCUUGGCACGUGUGCGGCGUUACCCAGUGGACGAAUGGGACAGGUUGUCCUCUAUACGGGAUUCUAUAUGCCCGGGGCUUCGACUACAGGAUUGUAUGUAUUUUUGUACGCCAUGAUUAAGAGGGGAAAACAGCAAAUUCAACCGGAAAGUGCCAGGAACCCUAGACAGCGAAAAAUUGCAUUAGCCAAUCAGAGGCGAAUGAUCACUACAAAUAUGAUGUGUGUAUCGUUCGUGUGGACGGCGGCAUGCUCGAUGAUAUUGCCGGUAACCAUCUCUCUGAUAAAAGUAGCGGAAGACGAGGUCAAGCAGCCGUUGGCUGUGAUAUGGUUAGCGGCAAUCCAGCUUCUAGGAUAUGCAGUUAAUCCGGUAGGUUGA